AUGGUGAGCGCCACCGUCGCAGGCUAUAUCGUCGGGAUUAUCGGUAAUAUCACCUCUUUAUGCCUCUUUUUAUUCCCAUUACCAACAUUUUAUAAAAUCAUUAAGGACAAGGUAGUGAAGGAGUUCAACCUAGAGCUCCACCUUGCAAUAGUACUAAAUUGCAUGUUAUGGAUAUUCUAUGGAAUGCCUUUUGUUCAUCCAGACAGCGUUUUGAUCGUCACCAUUAAUAUUAUUGGCCUUGUCAUCGAACUUGCCUAUUUGGCCAUCUUUGUCUUCUUUUCUGAUUUCAGACAAAAGGCGAAAGAAAGUGGUUGUUUGUCUCGUGGGUGA
Messenger RNA from Momordica charantia (bitter melon), 330 nucleotides. The record is from RefSeq and is a predicted model, not a curated record. NCBI's taxonomy places the organism in Eukaryota, Viridiplantae, Streptophyta, Magnoliopsida, Cucurbitales, Cucurbitaceae.